Elgaria multicarinata webbii is the source of this 2621-nucleotide messenger RNA. RefSeq names its product FIC domain protein adenylyltransferase (gene FICD). Bases 39 to 1430 code for a protein of 463 amino acids. The transcript has 2 exons. NCBI's taxonomy places the organism in Eukaryota, Metazoa, Chordata, Lepidosauria, Squamata, Anguidae. The record is from RefSeq and is a predicted model, not a curated record. Gene Ontology annotation, molecular function: protein binding.
UUUGAGGAGAUGCGCCUCCUGCCCUUCUCUGUGGCCAGAUGAACCUCGUAUCGAUGGCAGCCGUGGUGGCUGUGGCAGAACCAGAGCUGAAAUGGGUGUCCCUGUGGCUCCGUGUUCGCUGGGCGGCGGUGCUGGUGGUCCUCCUAGCCGCGCUGCUCAUGCCGUUGCUCCAGCUGACGUCGGUGGAAGAACAGUGCCACGCCGUUCUCAAGGGCUUGUCCUUGCUGAAAAGCAGACUGGGAUUGGGCUGUGUCGGGAUCACCAGCUACGCGGGGCAGACAACAGGCCUCAGCGUCACCUCGGGGAGAUUGGAGCUGCUGGUGUUGAAGCCAAAGGUCUCCCAAGAGGCCAGGUUAGAAGCCAAAGCAGCCCUGAACCAGGCCCUGGAGAUGAAAAGACAAGGGAAACGAGAGAAAGCUCACAAGCUUUUCUUGCACGCCCUCAAGAUGGACCCGGAUUACGUCGAUGCCUUGACAGAGUUUGGCCUGUUCUCCGAAGAGGAGAAGGACAUUAUUCAGGCUGACUACUUGUACUCCAAAGCCUUAACCAUCUCCCCCCGUAACGAAAAGGCUCUGAUCAGUCGCGACCGGACGCUGCCUCUCGUCGAAGAGAUUGACCAGAGGUUCUUUAGCAUCAUUGACAGCAAGGUCCAAAAAAUUAUGUCCAUCCCAAAAGGCAACUCCGCCCUGAGGCGGGUGAUGGAGGAGUCCUACUACCACCACAUUUACCACACGGUGGCCAUCGAGGGGAACACCCUGACACUCUCUGAAAUCCGGCACAUCAUCGAGACCCGGUACGCCGUCCCCGGGAAAAGCCUGGUGGAGCAAAACGAGGUCAUCGGCAUGCACGCUGCCAUGAAGUACAUCAACACCACGCUGGUCUCCAGAAUUGGGUCCGUGACCCUCAGUGACAUCUUAGAGAUCCACCGGAGAGUCCUGGGCUACGUGGACCCCGUGGAGGCUGGGAGAUUUAGGACUACCCAGGUGUUUGUCGGGCACCACAUCCCGCCCCACCCUCGCGACGUGGAAAAGCAGGUGGUUGAAUUCGUGCAGUGGAUCAACUCCGAAGACGCCAUGAGUCUACACCCGGUUGAAUUUGCCGCCUUGGCCCAUUACAAACUGGUUUACAUUCACCCCUUCGUGGAUGGCAACGGGAGGACCUCACGCCUCUUGAUGAACCUCAUCCUCAUGCAGGCCGGCUACCCACCCAUCACCAUCCGCAAGGAACAGCGGGCAGAGUACUACCACGUCCUGGAGGUGGCCAACGAAGGAGACGUCAGGCCCUUCAUCCGCUUCAUUGCCAAAUGCACCGAGACCACCUUAGACAUGUUGCUCAUCGCCACCACCGAGUAUUCAGUGGGCCUGCCAGAAGCGCACAGCAGCAGCACCACUGACUGCAAGCAGACCAUCUCCGUCAAAACCCGAACGUGACACCCAGACGCGGGAGGAGCAAGGCAUCUGCUUGGUGUCCACAUUUGCAAACGUUUUAAGAACACAGAACGAGAAAGGCACUUUCUUUUAAGCAUUUCAUUUAUUUAAAUAAGUUUUUUUUUUGCAGUAAUAUUUCAAAAUAUUUAUUAUCCCGUAGUAUCAGGCCAAAUGUAAAUUAUUUGUGGUUAACUCUGACUGGUUUCGUUAUGGGUUGGGGAAGCAGGAUGACUUCUAAGAACACACCAGCAUGGACCAUAGCGUGAGAUGGAUUCAGCAAAGAACCUUUUCCCAAACGGGCAUUAGACCUGCCACAUGUCGAGCACGAGUGCGUUCGCUGGAGAGAUUCAGUCCACAAUGGACUUCCCAACCAACGGCCAUUGGGCAGGAAAGAUGCGUUGCUAAUUUGCCCGCCAAACUCUGCCCAAGGAGUUUUAUUACGCAGCGACUUCUUCCAGCACAGCGCAGUUUGACAGUCAGCGCAUGGCAAUGCCCAAACUCCACCCGUAUUGGGGAGGGAAAUUCCUUUUCUGAAUCCACCCCAAGCUGUAACUUGUGUUGCCGCCAUUGCUUUCUUCGUUUAUGUGUGUCAGUUGCGUUCCCAACUUGAAGCCCACCUGUCUCCCUCGUGCCAACGCUCUGACCCUCUCAGUGGGGGGCCUGAUCCAGUUGCCACAGUAUUGCACACCCUUGCCUUAUUCCCCAUCCCCCAAUACUAUCACUCCGGUGAGACGUCUGAACUUGGGCCGAGAUCAAAAGGACACUCUAACUUAUUCUGUGGGCCCUACAGGCUUACGUCUCGCAUUCAAAAAUCACAACAUCAUGAUGCAGCGUGGGAAUCUGAGUAACCCGUAAUACGGCAGCGUCUGCUGCUGUUCAAAAGCCGAAGACCUUUACUGUGCAUCUAUCCAAGGUCACUCUUUGGAUCCCGGCCCUACUUGGGUACCAUUACCUGUGCAGAAUUGACUGAGUGGCCUGGAACAUGCUCCUCAUCGUGAUUAUUUUAUCUAAUACUAGAAAUUGGAGGGUUUGGUUAAAAGAAAAAAAAACAUGUUUGAUAGCACUUUACACAGAUUCACUUGACAGUAAAGGAACAGCAGCAGAAGCAAACAUUGCUCCUGAAUUCCAAGGACAGAAGAGAAAGAUGUUAUGCUUUUCAGUGAUGUUGGCAAGUCCAGCUUUUAAGCAUCAAGG